CGGUGGUGUGAGGCGCGUGUUGGGGCACUCUCCGCAUCCGCUCCGCUGCUGCCCGCCGCUGGACGCCAGCCUUCAGGCCUCUGCCCGCCGCGGCCAUGCCACGCGUCUACAUAGGACGCCUCAGCUACAACGUCCGGGAAAAGGACAUCCAACGCUUUUUCAGCGGCUACGGCCGCCUCCUCGAAGUAGACCUUAAAAAUGGCUACGGCUUCGUGGAGUUCGAGGACUCCCGCGACGCCGACGACGCCGUUUACGAGCUGAACGGCAAGGAGCUCUGCGGCGAGCGUGUGAUCGUAGAGCAAGCCCGGGGCCCGCGCCGCGACCGCGACGGCUACAGCUACGGAAGCCGCAGUGGGGGAGGUGGAUACAGCAGUCGGAGAACCUCUGGCAGAGACAAAUACGGACCACCUGUUCGUACAGAGUACAGGCUUAUUGUAGAAAACCUAUCUAGUCGCUGCAGUUGGCAAGAUUUAAAGGAUUUCAUGAGACAAGCAGGUGAGGUGACCUACGCGGAUGCUCACAAAGAACGCACAAAUGAGGGUGUGAUUGAGUUUCGCUCCUACUCUGACAUGAAACGAGCUUUGGAUAAACUGGAUGGUACAGAAAUAAAUGGCAGAAACAUCCGGCUCAUUGAAGAUAAGCCGAGAACAAGCCAUAGGCGCUCUUACUCUGGAAGCAGAUCAAGGUCACGAUCUAGAAGAAGGUCACGAAGUAGGAGUCGCAGGAGCAGCCGCAGUAGAUCUCGAAGCGCUUCCAAAAGUCGCUCCCGAUCCAGGUCAAGGAGCAAAGGUCGAUCGCGUUCUCGGUCAAAAAGCAGGAAGUCAAGAUCAAAGAGCAAAUCUAAGCCCAAGUCUGAUCGAGCAUCCCGUUCCCGCUCUAGAAGUAGAUCUAAGGAUAAGUAUGAAAAAUCUCGGAGCAGAUCUCGGAGUAGGUCUCGUUCACCCAAGGAAAAUGGGAAAAGUGAUGUGAAGUCAAAAUCCAGAUCGAGGAGCCAGUCUCGAUCCAAUUCACCCGUACCUGCCCCACCUUCAAAGGCUCAUUCUGUGUCUCCACCAAAAAGAGCUGCAUCAAGAUCCCGCUCUAGGUCUCGUUCAAAGUCAAGGUCGAGGUCCAGAUCAAGCUCCAGAGAUUAACCCAGAACUCUUGUCUUUGCACACUGUUAUGGAACACUUUCUUACUUGCUUAGGCAGUUACUCUUUUGUGUUUAUACUCUGUCUCUUCUGCAAGAGGAAUUGCCUAAAAAGAGGUUCACAGCAAUUUGAUUUGUGGCCAAAUUGGGUGAAAAAGAUAAAUGGUGGCAUGAAGUCAAAGACCCUCUCCCUUUGUAGAAUUAAGAUAACUUUGAUUUUAUAGUUUUGGGGCUAUAACUUUUAUAAAGAUUAAUCUCUGUCAAGAGUUUCGUUUUGUUUUCUUAGGUUUGCAGCAGAAUCUGCUGCAGGUUUUUUGUUUUAUUUGUUUGGUUAUUUUUAAAUUAACUGUUUGAAGCUUUGAAUACUUAAGGGUUUAGAGGGAAAAUUCAAAUUUUCAAUUAUGUUGGCUUUUUAUAAAGCUUGAGUUAUGUAAAAAAUAAAAGUUUGCUACCAACAUGACUGCCUUAUGAAUAGGUCAAUAGUAAACUUUUAAUACUAACAUCUGCUAUUUGUGCAAACAAUGUAAAUUCUACUUAAGUUGUAAAACAAGGCAAGCUUCUGACCAGCAAUAAAUUAUUCGAUUUGGAUAACAUUAUUUUGUGCUGUUGAUCAAAUUUGCCAAAGUCUACUACCCCUCCAAGUAAGUUAAAAAUAAAAGGUACUUUGUAUUGAAUCUGUUAAGUUUUGCCUAAAUUAAUUGGUUUCAUGUAAGUUUUCUGAAAGUUUCAUUGAACUCUUCUAAUAAUAGCUCCUAAAUACUUGGGAUCUUAUUUAGUUAGCUAGUAGUCCCGUUUCCUGAAAAUGGUCUGUAAUAUUGUGUUAGAUUAUGGUUCAGUAAUCUUACAUAAAAAUGAUGAAAGUAACGUCUGCAUAUUCUUGCUUACUAGAAAGGGCAACUUUUCUAAUGAGAUCAUUUACAGAUAACAUACUGGUAAAAAUCUACUGCAAAGUAAAAUGCCACCCAACAGUCCAGCCCCCUUUGUAGUUCAUAUUGGGAUAUGUAGUAGAUAACUGGUGAGAUUCUUAACUGUGUAAACUACACAAUGUAUAGUUAAUUUGAAGAAAUUAAAGGGGUUUACCAUAAACUAUCUGUUAUCUCUUUAUGACUAAAGUGUAAUGAAUGCUGUAUAAUCCAAAAUAUUAAACGGCAAUUUUUUUUUAAUUGUUA
Messenger RNA from Echinops telfairi (small Madagascar hedgehog), 2298 nucleotides. It is a transcript of the gene SRSF6, whose product is annotated as serine and arginine rich splicing factor 6. The transcript is spliced from 6 exons. NCBI's taxonomy places the organism in Eukaryota, Metazoa, Chordata, Mammalia, Afrosoricida, Tenrecidae. Gene Ontology annotation, biological process: alternative mRNA splicing, via spliceosome; mRNA splice site recognition. Gene Ontology annotation, cellular component: ribonucleoprotein complex; cytoplasm; nucleus. The record is from RefSeq and is a predicted model, not a curated record. Bases 96 to 1133 code for a protein of 345 amino acids. Gene Ontology annotation, molecular function: mRNA binding.